Hordeum vulgare subsp. vulgare (domesticated barley) is the source of this 1355-nucleotide messenger RNA. Its product is annotated as probable BRI1 kinase inhibitor 1. The record is from RefSeq and is a predicted model, not a curated record. The transcript has a single exon. Gene Ontology annotation, molecular function: kinase inhibitor activity. Bases 233 to 1027 code for a protein of 264 amino acids. Gene Ontology annotation, cellular component: plasma membrane. NCBI's taxonomy places the organism in Eukaryota, Viridiplantae, Streptophyta, Magnoliopsida, Poales, Poaceae.
ACUGUCCAUGUUUCUCACUUCAUCAGCUUGCUCCUAGCAGUACUUAUCUUCUUCACUUGUUGUCUGUCAGUUCUUACCUUCUUCGCCUUACUGGUUUCUCGAUCGUUCCUAAUUAGAGUAGCUCUUGUGUGCGUGCCAUACUGCGUCCCCCACAAUAGCUGCCGACGACCUAACCUGCCUGCCACCACGCGCGCGCGCAAGGCCGCAAGCACAAACCCUACAUCUCAAAGCCAUGGACGCGCCGCGGCCUCGGUCGCCUCCUCCUCUCUUCAUGCCAACCACGCCUCCCCCACCACCACCGCCACCGCCACCGCUAUCCUCCUCGCCCUCCCCCGACUUCUCCUUCUCCUUCUCCCCGUUCCCUCCCUCGCCUCCUCCUUUCCACGUCCUUCCGCUCCCGGCCGCCGCCGACAUGUCCCGGACACCGCUCGGCCGCGUCGGCAGCGACAUUAGCCACAACAACUACGCCAAAUCCAGCCACCGUCAAGCCACGAGCCACAGCAGUAGCAGCUGCGAUGACAGGGACAGGGCCAAGGCCAGGGCGUCGCCUUUCUUCUCCGGCCUCGGCGUCGGCGGCGCGUGGAGAUCAGGCGGGAGCAGAGACGGCACGGCCGGCAAGGCCGAGGAGGACAGGAGGAAGGCGAAGGGGAAGAGAGGGCCGCUGGAGGUGGGCCAGCGGGUGAAGAAGUACAUGGCGUCGCUGGUGGAGCAGCUGCUCGCCUCCUUCUCCAGGCACGGCGAGCGGGACCGGCGGGGGCAGCGGCGGAGGCCGCACACGUUCUCGGCGAGCGGGCCGGGCGCCGCCGCGACGAUGGAGCGGGAGCGGCGGAGGCAAGGGCGCGGGCGGCUGUCGUCGGCGCCGGCGUCGCUGCGCGCGUCUCCGGUGAACAGCGGCCACCUGUCGGUGGGCGGGUCGCUGGUGAAGGUGUCGACGUCGUCGGAGGAGAGCACGAUGGAGGAGCUGCAGAGCGCCAUCCAGGCCGCCAUCGCGCACUGCAAGAACUCCAUCGCCGUGGCCAAGCAGUAGUAGUGUACGCAGACGGCCGGGGCACAGGAAGGCUAGUGUAAAUGGUAGGGUGGCGGCGUGGCGUGGCGUGCGUCAUUGCACAUACGCUCCCGACGACGACGAUCGCCAUGCAUGCGUGCGUAUUGCUUCCGAAACAGAAUUUCUCGGAUGUGAAUUUCAGUCGGUUCCAUACUUGUUACUUACUUCUUCUCAGAUUUUCUUGCUUGGGACUGUAAAGAUGUAAACACUUUAUACUAUGGAAAUUAGCCAAGUAGGUAGUGAUUAGUGAGCAUGUACUUGGCUUUGCAAGAUUUUUCUCACUAAUAUUUCCGUCGAAAGCUUAUUACUC